Haemonchus placei is the source of this 888-nucleotide messenger RNA. The record is from the annotation of a GenBank genome assembly. NCBI's taxonomy places the organism in Eukaryota, Metazoa, Nematoda, Chromadorea, Rhabditida, Trichostrongylidae.
AUGGGAGCCAAGUCAAAGUACGUCAUUGUUCAACUAGCAAGUGUCAUAACUGGUUCUACAAGAGUGUGGGUACGGGAGAGAGCUGCAGAGAAAUUCUCAGGGAUAUUUUAUGAUCCAGCUCGUUGGAGCGUUAAACUUCUCAUUCCUUUAUAUUUGUGUGUUCUGACGGUUUUUGAUCAGAUGGAACACAUGGAGGCUGGCGAGCCUGAGGUUGGAGCGUUAAACUUCUCAUUCCUUUAUAGUAGCGAUACGAUAUGGCGCUGUUUUAGGUCCUUAAAAAGCAAAGCCGACACAUUCUUGUUAGUUGGUCUCAGCGAUUCUGGCAAAACACACAUUUUUGGUAAAAUCGCCAACAAAAAUAAUGAGCCUGUGACUUAUACGUCAUUCCAGGAAAAUGUUCUGGAUAUCGACGUCAGAGGACAACAUUUGAAGGUAGUGGACUUCCCGGGAGCGGAGCGGUUGCGGAAGCAGUUGGUGGAAAAAUGGCUAAAGAAGGAGCGUUCGUCUUUGCGAGGCAUAACAUUCGUAGUAGAUUCGUCGUCUUUCUCGAAGAGAUCUCGUGAUGUGGCAGAGUUUCUUUACGAUGUUGCCUUAGAAAGCGGGAAGAAGAUACCAAUUCUUGUUGCCUGCAAUAAGCAAGAUCACGGCUUGGCGAAGAGCAGCCAGGUGAUUCGUCUAUCACUGGAGAAAGAGAUGGGAUUAAUAAACAAGACACGUGCUGCUGCUCUUACGUCCACGGAUGGAUCAUCAUCGCAUAGAACGCUUACGGACACUGGCGCCAACUUUUCAUGGGAUGAUUUACCAAAACCAGUCGAAUUCGUAGAGUGCUGUGCUGUUGAUGGUGCUACUGUUGGUUUAGAAGCCAUUCGAGACUGGAUCAAGUUGUGA